Suhomyces tanzawaensis NRRL Y-17324 is the source of this 2235-nucleotide messenger RNA. RefSeq lists its product as uncharacterized. The record is from RefSeq and is a predicted model, not a curated record. Lineage: Eukaryota; Fungi; Ascomycota; Pichiomycetes; Serinales; Debaryomycetaceae. The coding region runs from base 1 to 2235 and encodes 744 amino acids. The transcript is spliced from 2 exons.
AUGUCGUCCAUCAUCAGACCCCUUGUGGUAAAGAGGGCUGUGGCCGCCUCGCCAUACCUCGACCCGCUCCAGUGGUCUGACAACCAUCAAUUGGCCAUCAACAAUGACACCCAGAUCACCAUCCUCGAGCCCAAACUCCCCAGUCUUUCCAACGCCAUCUCGUUGGUGGGGUCAGUGGUGGUGCUAGACUCCAAGGAAGUGUUCCAGACCACGACUGUACUCCGUCCUGAGUCCCAUGAGGCACUUCCGCUCCGUAACUUCAACAAAGUGGUGGUGGAGUCCUUGGAUGAGCCCUACCUGUUGAAGCCCUCUAACGAGAUGGUGAUUGUGGGCCACCAGUGGACGCCAUCCCAACACACCACCAGGGACAACUACCUCGGGGUGUUGUUCAACUCAGGCGAAUUGCUCAUCUUGGAAAGAGAGAACCUCCAGGUGGGCCAGUUCAAGGUCAAGGUCGAUCUCUUCCGCACGUUGUGCCAGGAGUUUGGUGUACUCUACGAAGAGAACGAGAUAUCCAUCUCCAGCUCGGUGUACCACUCUUUGAAGAUCAAGUGCUUCUUCUUCUCCCAGGUGCCCAUUGGCUCGGAGUCCGUGCUUUUUGUCACCGUCAUCACUCAUCUGGGUAACAUUCUCGUGUAUCAAUUGACUGGCUCAAGGAACGAUGAAUUGACUCUCAGCGCCAGAAUCGACACCAACCACAACAUCUUGAAGCAGUCCUGGUCCGAUUGGCUGGCCCAGGACCACAUCUACACAUGCCAUUUCUCGAUUGUUCUUGCUGACAACUCAAUCCAAUACUACCAGGUCACCUACGAUGCAGUUGCCGCCAGCUUGCUGUUCUCCGAACCCGUGCAACUUGUCAAGAGCUCGAGGUUCCUAAACAAUAAGAAUGAGUGGCUCUUAGUGGAUGGAAAUGCCGUAUUAUUGACCACCUCAACCGGGAGCCUUCGCAUAGUCACAAUCAACAGUGCCAACGAGAUCCAAGUGACUACCCAGAAGCUCUCCCACUACUCUACUAUUGCUGGUAUUGUCCAUACCUUCCAUGGAAGCGAUCUUGAUAUUAUUAUUACUUUUGAAAAUGGGGUGUUUGAGACCUAUAAGUUCCAUGUGGAAUCGAAAAUCAUCACCCAAGCCCCAACUCCCAAGGAAUUGACUUCCUUCGUGGGCAAGUGCUUGUAUUCGUACCAAAUGCAAAAAACUGAGGAUAAUGCCGGUGGUGAAGAUCAGCCUCUAGAAGGCUCUUUCAUCAACUAUGGAAUACACCUAGGAAAGGAUGGAAUUAUCACUAUUGUCUACAAGGUGAUUCCAAAAGAUGUAUUAAUCUACGAAAUUGCUUCUUUGAGUGAGUUCCAGGUAGCGUUUAUCAAGUCAGAAGUGUUUCCAGAACGGGCCAAUCCUGAUACCCUCAACAACACUUCCCUUGGCUACGUGAGCAACUUUUGGCUCAAGAGAUCGAGCAUAUUACCGGUAUUUCCCUACGAUAAAGGAAGAGAAAUCACUCCGGAACAAUUCGAGAGAUACCUCAACGAUGUAGUCCAAUUCAAAGACACAUAUUUCCCCAGCAACAGCUUGGAUUUAGAAAUCCGUGAUGAAGACAUUUUCCCCAGCUUCCGCUUUACCAUGAUUAGUAACUUAAAUCACAAUAGUUUUGUCAAAGAUCUACAGGUGGUGACUAAUUUGAAUAAGUUGAUCCUUUCCGCUUUGAAUCAAGUUCCCGAAUCUGAACUAAAGGCCAAGCUAGAAAAAUCGAUCCGGGAAGAGAUCCAGGAUAUAAAAAUUAAGCUCAAACUGUUCCUAUACAAGAUAGUCCUCAAGUAUGUCAAGAUAAACAACUUUCAGCCCACUGAUCAGGUUGACAAAUACUUGAUAAUAAGAUUCUAUCUUGAGUUAAAGGAGUUGGAUGGCAACGCCAGUGUUGAGUAUUUGCACAGUAUUCCAGAAGAAGCCGAGAUUAGCAUCACUACCAAGUUUUUCGAGGAACUGUUCAAAGUUACUGUCCAUGACAUAGCUGAAGACAACUCUGAGCUUGUAAACUCUACCACCAAUCACAAAUGGUCCAAAUGUACCUUGACCAACAUUCCCUUGUUGCAAAUGAAUAACAGACAAGACGAGGCGGGAGAGUACAACUACAUACUCUAUGACCAGGUGUUGAUGGGGCAAAGUGUGCUUGUUAAGGAGUUAUUAGAAACUUUACAAUUCUGCUACAUCACCGGUAACAGGACUUAUAAUAUUCAAUAA